GAAGGUAAGUUUUUAUUUCCGUCCUGUGUAGGAAGUUGCUCUCGAAACUCAUCUCUCAUUUGUCAUUUUCACGCCGGUCUCAUCGGUUUUAUCGGACAUUGUAAAUUGGUUUGACACAGCAAUUUUUUUAAAUUUUCAACAAGAUGCCUCUCCAGCUGACCAAACAAGCUCCUCAGUGGAAGACCACGGCCGUCGUCAACGGCGAGUUCAAGGACAUCGCUCUGUCCGACUACAAGGGGAAAUACGUUGUGCUGUUCUUCUACCCCCUGGACUUCACGUUCGUGUGCCCUACCGAGAUCAUCGCUUUCUCGGAGCGCGCGGACGAGUUCCGCAAGUUGGGAUGUGAGGUGAUCGCCGCCUCCACGGACUCGCACUUCACUCACCUGGCGUGGAUCAACACGCCCAGGAAGCAGGGCGGUCUGGGACCCAUGAACAUCCCCAUCAUCAGCGACAAGUCGCACCGCAUCGCCCGGGACUACGGCGUGCUCAACGAGGAGUCCGGGAUACCCUUCAGGGGACUCUUCAUCAUCGACGACAAACAGAACCUCAGACAGGUCACCGUCAACGACCUGCCCGUGGGGAGGUCAGUAGACGAAACCCUUCGCCUGGUGCAGGCGUUCCAGUUCACUGACAAGCACGGCGAAGUGUGUCCGGCCAACUGGAGGCCGGGUGCCAAGACCAUCAAACCUGACAGCAAGGCUGCCCAGGAGUACUUCGGAGACGUCAACUAAACGCUCAUUAUAAUAACCAGUUGUAGCCGGCCACAACUGGCUAACACACCAUAACCCGGCUACACCUAGCCAUUUAAUGGAAAUAGUUAAUUUAUGAACCCUUCAGUAUGUGAUAAUUGUUUGUAUGUAGUGUUGUAUGCGAGUCUCCGCCAGCGCGCGUCGCAGCGCAGGAUUCCCAUCCGACAGUACUAAGGCUGUUAUUAAAUAUAUGCGCCGA
This is a messenger RNA of Danaus plexippus (monarch butterfly), 948 nucleotides long. RefSeq names its product peroxiredoxin 2-like. The transcript has 4 exons. The record is from RefSeq and is a predicted model, not a curated record. Gene Ontology annotation, molecular function: thioredoxin peroxidase activity. Gene Ontology annotation, cellular component: cytosol. The coding region runs from base 144 to 731 and encodes 195 amino acids. NCBI's taxonomy places the organism in Eukaryota, Metazoa, Arthropoda, Insecta, Lepidoptera, Nymphalidae. Gene Ontology annotation, biological process: removal of superoxide radicals; cell redox homeostasis; response to oxidative stress.